GAACACCUCCACUCUUCUCUCCACAUUUUUCCCUGCACCACGCCGUCUGCGUGGCUGCCAUCUUUAAAAUAAAUUCUACUACCUAAAUUAAGUUCCUAAAAUUCAUUUUUGUAAGAGUAAUAAUUGCUAAUGUGAGUAGUAAAGAUUCUGAAACUCUUGUCAAGUGAAAAUUACGAAGUAUACCGUUAUUGGACAGGUUAUUCGGGUCAUUUUUCAUAAAAACUCGUACAUUGAAUCGUGCCAGGUGCAGUUUAGUAUAGAAACGGUGCAUAAGUGGUAAUCGGAGUAAAAACAAGACAGUAUUUCUAAUUGCCAAGCGAGAGACAAUUCAUCCUCCUCCCCGUGCGUCGUAGCUCCCAUCCGGCUACCCCCUGUGGCCAGUGAAGGUGUCCCGUGAUCAGAAGCGUGUCGCAUCCGUCCCCCAAGGACCCUGACGUCCGGUACUCGAUGAGACUCGCCCAUAUUCCCCUACCGAGCCCACGGCGACAUCAUCUUCUCCGCCCACAGGCGGAAUCAACUUUAAUUAAACUUUGGGCAGCGAUCACUUUAUGUAUGUCACUCGACCAUUCGUCUCAUACCGUGACAAAUAUGAGGCUCCAUAUCCUCCUAGGAUUUUGCUUGGUGGCUACAGCAUUUGCCCAAUAUGUAGAAGAAGACUACUUUUUGUACGAUUCGUUCCCCCCAAACUUUAAAUUUGGCUAUGCAACGGCAUCCUACCAGAUCGAGGGAGGUUGGAACGAGGAUGGCAAAGGAGUCAAUAUUUGGGACACGUGGACGCAUUUGAACCCAAGUCCUAUCGAUGACGGCAGUAAUGGUGAUUUAGCCUGCGAUUCGUAUCACAAGUGGAGAGAGGAUGUCCGAAUUCUUAAGGAAGCUCAUGCCAAAUUGUACCGCUUCUCGAUCUCCUGGACGCGCAUACUUCCCAAUGGAACGUAUACCAGCGACGCGGACAUCAACCCGCUCGGCGUAAAAUAUUACAACGAUUUGAUUGAUGCCUUAAUUGAGGCAGAAAUUGAACCGAUGAUCACCAUUUUCCACUGGGACACGCCCCAAUCGCUUGAAGAUCUUGGUGGAUUCACGAAUGAAGUGAUUGUCGAUCAUUUCGUUUCCUUCUCUAGAUUGGCGUUUACCUUGUUUGGGGACAGAGUGAAGCAUUGGAUAACAUUUAACGAACCCUGGGUCGUCUGUUGGCAAGGGUACGGAGUUGGUUCGAAAGCUCCAGGAAUCGUUGAUCCAGCGGAGUUGCCUUACCAGUGCGUCCAUAAUAUUUUAAAAGCUCACGGAAAGACGUAUCGUCUCUACGAAUCCGACUUUAAAACACAGCAACGGGGCUACGUCGGCAUAACACUGGACACCUAUUGGUAUGAGCCAGCCUCUGAUAACCUCAACGACACAGCCGCGGCGGAAAGAGCGUUGCAGUUCCAUCACGGUUGGUUCGCCUCUCCCCUCUAUUUCGGCAAAUACCCGGACGUCAUGCGCGAAUUCGUUGACGCCAAAAGCAUCUCUGAAGGACGCGAUGUAUCCCGACUUCCAGAAUUUGAUGCAGAAUGGCGUGCCAUCAUUACAGGAACAGUCGACUUCCUGGGAUUAAACCAUUACACGAGUGCCCUGGUUAGACAUACAAACCCUGGCGCCGCUGGGUACACGCCAGGCUGGGAUGGGGACCAGGAUCUCUUCAAGUUCCAAAGCCCCACGUGGUCUUGUUCUGCCUCGCCUUGGCUGAAAGUGAACCCCGUCGGGUUUCGCAAGGUUCUAAAAUGGUUGAAGGAUACGUACGGAAGUCCGGAAAUUAUCGUGACGGAAAACGGGACAAGUGAAGACGACGCAACCGCGGGAGCCUUCGGUCCUUCGCCGCUAUUCGAUUUAGCAAGGUCAUACUAUUACACGAUGUAUAUUAAUAACAUGUUAAAAGCGAUUGUACAAGAUGGCGUGAACAUCACGUCCUACACGGCGUGGAGUUUGAUGGAUAAUUUCGAGUGGAAGAGGGGAUACACGCAACGAUUUGGCGCACACCGCGUCGAAUUCGACGAUCCUGACCGAGAAAGAAAGCCAAAAGAGUCUGUCGCACUUUUGCGCGAUAUUUUUGACGACAACGGAUUUAACAGUUUGAGAGACGUUAAUCAGCGGAAGCGGUAUCACGACGUGGUCGAAUUCUACACUAGAGGCGAGAAGCCAUUGGGACAGUCCCAAGGCUCUCUCAGCAGACAGGUCAAUGUGGCCGGACUGGCCGUCAUUAUGAUUUUCUGGACACUUAUUGUCAGUUUAGCUUAAUAAUUUACAUAAAUAUUUGUCCAUCUCUAAUUUCUUGUCCAUUUAUAAAGUAUAAAAUUUAUUAACCUGUAAAGAUUUCAAUGUUCUUUUCUAAAUAAGUAUACAUAUCUCAACUACAGAAUUUUUCAUUGCAAACAUACACAAGGAGUAAUAUAUGCACUCAAAUAAAUUCCCCCAAAAUUA
Folsomia candida is the source of this 2454-nucleotide messenger RNA. Its product is annotated as myrosinase 1. NCBI's taxonomy places the organism in Eukaryota, Metazoa, Arthropoda, Collembola, Entomobryomorpha, Isotomidae. The record is from RefSeq and is a predicted model, not a curated record. Gene Ontology annotation, biological process: carbohydrate metabolic process. The transcript has 8 exons. Gene Ontology annotation, molecular function: beta-glucosidase activity. The coding region runs from base 448 to 2271 and encodes 607 amino acids.